AUGGCGGCCUGCCGGGGAUCCUCGUCCAAGUGGUUCUACACCCGGGAGCAGCUCGAAAGCACGCCGUCUCGUCGAUGCGGGGUAGAACCAGACCGGGAGCUCUCUUACAGACAGCAGGCGGCGAAUCUGAUCCAAGACAUGGGCCAGAGACUCAAUGUCUCCCAACUCACAAUAAAUACAGCCAUUGUUUACAUGCAUAGGUUUUAUAUGCACCACUCUUUCACCAAAUUCCAUAGAAAUAUAAUAUCUCCAACCACAUUAUUCUUGGCUGCUAAAGUGGAAGAGCAACCCCGGAAACUCGAACAUGUGAUCAAAGUGGCACAUGCUUGCUUAAAUCCUCAAGAACCACCGAUGGACACUAAAAGUAACGCAUACCUCCAGCAAGCUCAAGAGCUGGUGAUACUUGAAUCCAUAGUGCUGCAGACCCUGGGCUUUGAAAUUACUAUUGAUCACCCACACACUGAUGUGGUGAAAUGUUCCCAGCUAGUGAGAGCAAGCAAGGAUCUGGCACAGACUUCCUAUUUCAUGGCUACCAACAGGUUGUUAUCCUGCCCCUCCUUUGUUGCACUUUGACUGCACACCAUAGCUUCCUGUAAUGCAGGGUACCCUUUCGGUGUCCAACGGGC
Molecule: messenger RNA, 626 nt
Organism: Solea solea (common sole)
Lineage: Eukaryota; Metazoa; Chordata; Actinopteri; Pleuronectiformes; Soleidae
Product: cyclin-T2-like
Exons: 6
Coding region: 1-573 (190 amino acids)
Biological process (GO): regulation of transcription by RNA polymerase II; positive regulation of DNA-templated transcription, elongation
Cellular component (GO): cyclin/CDK positive transcription elongation factor complex; nucleus
Molecular function (GO): cyclin-dependent protein serine/threonine kinase activator activity
Source: RefSeq, a predicted model, not a curated record